Molecule: messenger RNA, 1343 nt
Organism: Eucalyptus grandis
Lineage: Eukaryota; Viridiplantae; Streptophyta; Magnoliopsida; Myrtales; Myrtaceae
Product: WAT1-related protein At5g64700
Exons: 7
Coding region: 163-1194 (343 amino acids)
Cellular component (GO): plasma membrane
Molecular function (GO): transmembrane transporter activity
Source: RefSeq, a predicted model, not a curated record
UGGCCCUAUUCAGAAUUUACUGCUUUUUGGCAAAGGGAACUCACGUCAGAAAAGCACGUCCAAAGAAGAAGACUCGCUAACUUCUCCACUUACCGAUCGUGCAUUUCUUUAACUCAUGGAUAAAGGUAGCAAAUAUCAAAUUUUCUGCAAAGACGGGUAGGCAUGACCUUGCUCACCAAGGCUGCAUUCAAUGGAGGAAUGAAGAGCUUCAUUUUCGUCUUCUACCGGCAAAUGGCCGGAACCAUUUUCUUGCUCCUGUGGGUUGUGAUGUUUGAAAGGAGAUCCGCAGCUCCACUCACGCUCCCUGUCUUCUUCAAGAUAUUCGCGCUUGCUUUCCUGGGUAUCACGCUGGGUGUGAAUCUCUAUGGGAUUGCGCUCGUCUAUACUUCGUCUUCACUCGUGUCCGUAAUUUAUAACUGCCUACCUGUUUCAACCUUCUGCUUCGCUGUUCUUCUCAGGAAGGAGAAGUUGAAUGUGAGGAAAAUAGCGGGAGUUGCAAAGCUUGGAGGAAUAGCAAUUUGCAUGGGAGGAGUGGCCACCCUUGCUUUUUUCAAGGGACCAAUUCUAAAUCCUCCUUUUGCUCUCCACAAUGCCCAAUACGAACCCCAACGCCAACACCAUGUUUCGACAUUUGGAAGCACAAAAUGGAUCGUAGGUUGCUUCCUUUCUUUCUUUUCAGUCUCCUCCUGGGGCUUAUGGUAUGUUCUUCAGAUUGGAGUAUUGAAGACCUAUCCAUCGAAGCUUCACUUCACAAGUAUUCAGUGUUUAUUGAGCACAAUUCAGUCGUUUCUUGUGGCGAUUGCUAUGGAAAGAGACCUCUCCGAGUGGAAGUUGACUUGGAAUGUUACACUGCUUGCGGUCCUUUAUUGCGGAAUCAUGGUCACGGCAAUUGCACAUUAUCUACAAUCUUGGGUGAUUGCAUCGAAGGGACCAGUCUUCCUAGCCAUGUCAACACCAUUGAAUUCAACCCUAACAACGAUCUGUUCCAUGUUUCUCUUGGGUGAAAGCAUAAAUGUUGGCAGCAUUGUUGGUGAGAUAAUGUUAGUAGGAGGCCUUUACAGUGUCUUAUGGGGACAAACGCAAGAGCCAAAUCUAGCCACUGAAAGUUCCUUACCAGUUCAAGUUGAGAAUGAAUGUAUAAAUGCAGAAAAUGAGGAGCCUAAAAAUGCUGAAACUUGUUAUUUAGCAAAAUGAAGUUUGAUUUUCAUAUCGUUGGUUGUUUUGUUGAACAUGUAAUGAUAUUUAUCUAGUACAUAGUAUGUGGCACUCACUCAUGAUAUAUGUUUUCUCAUUAUGCUAUGUUUCACCAAAUGUCAUUGAUUGACGAUUAAUCUCCAGAUGUA